AUGGAGCGAGUAAGGAAAACCUUCUUCGAUCCGCUGGCAACAUCGAAGACUCGGGUUCGAGAGAUCCUAGAGGACCUUCCAGUUGGCUCUGCACACCCUUUCAGUCCUGAGCGACUUCUUCUUUGUCGGACAGAUAGCGGCAUUGACGAAAUUGAUAUCUCCUCCUAUCCAGAUGACUUUUUCUUUAAUGCCUUGGACUUGGGCGAGAUGGGUGAGACCCUUCUGAGGCGCAUGGCUGGCUUCAAGUCUUAUUUGGGAAUCUUCGAGGACUUCCAAAUCCUACAAGCACCCGCCCCAACAUUCAAGAUCCCAAUAGUGUCCGACCAAAUUACGAUCCUGGCAGUCUCAAAAAGAAAACCCACUUACUACGAUCUCUGCUUCGCGGAUGCUUCAUACAAGGCGUGUUGCUGGAGAGCAACAAAUACCUUCCCAGGAAUUAGUCACAGCAGCGAUGUCACCAAUGGAAAUGAUCUCCUACAUUUCGUCAGGAUCAAGAAGGAGGCUCUCACAGAGAAAGAAAUCUGCGUGUUCAUAUCUGGCUACCAUUUGACCCCCAUAACAAGAUUCCUAGGAACCCACCCUGCGUUGCUCGUUGCCGAUCAUGUGGAUAAGGUCCUUCAUAUCGUCCCAGUACCCUUGGACGCAGCAACAAUCGGAGACGCAACCAUAUGCUGCCCACUGGUCAUAAAGCGUGAUGGGGACUCUCUAAUCUGCUCAAUCUUAUCGACAGCAACGACAGACCAAGAGAAAAGCUGCUCCGGUAAAAUGUUGGAAAGCGCUUCAUUCCCCGAGGCGAUCGACCGCGCCGAUUUUACCAUAUCUGCUACUUCUCAAACUCUUACAAAAGAUACAGCCAAAAUGAGUGAUUCAGGUGAAGAGAAAGACAGGCCGAUUUCGGGAAGCCUUCGCAACAUCACAAAAGAAAAUGCCGUGUUUACCACCGAUUUGGCCACUCUCCCUUCCUUCCUUGAUCUGGAAAACACACAAAUUAUACGUUUUGGGACUGGCAUUGAAUUCAAUCUACCAGGUGAAGAGCUGCCCGCAAAGGCUGAACCAUCCGCCGUUGUUUUGCCAUGCAUAUUUGGUUCCCGGCUCGAAGGCCCAUUUUUAUUGGCAACAGGAACCGUCCCAUCAAAUGUUCCCUUUGUCGAUGAAAUUGGUAUCCGCGACUACUACAAGCAACUCAAGAAUGUCGUGGUUGUUGUCGAUGAUCGAAUGACAGAUAAUGCCCGCAAUCUUGCAACUGCCUACAGAAUCAAUGCAGUCUUCAUCGUGCAACUUAGUCCACAAACCCAGCCUAAGACUACCGAAGACAUCAUGUCAUUGUUGAACUCAGCGAACAUCAACGCCGUAACAGCACUCGCGGGAACACAAUCCUUGAUUCUAAUCCAAGUCUCCGGGAGGUAUUACUUCUACCGAGGCAUUGCUAAUCGGGCAUACAUCAACACGUCCACAAUGGAAUUCGGCUCCGAUGUGACAUCCAUACUCGAAUCAGUCGGUGUGGAAUCCCUGUUAGAUCCCAGAAUUGAGCGUAUAGUUACUCUCGGCGAUGCAAGUCCGAUCAUCCUGCCCACUUCAGGCCAGUUGAUCCAACCACGGGAUCUUCAGAAGUUGUUCGAUGACCUUUCAAUAGACCAAAUCAAAGGACUUGAAGAGGACAUAUCGGCAGCAGUUCCCCAGCUGCAAAUUCUCUUGAACGAAAAGGACCUACGAGAGUUAUCGAAAGCCUUAGUAUUUGCACUCUCCGAAAAGAUCAGCGACGCAACAACUACCCUGAGGGACACCUACACCAAAUACCUAACUCAAGAGUACAAUAUGGCAGAUCCUGAAUCAGUCAAGAAGAAAAAUGCUAUGCUUGGGAAAUUGAGGAAAAUCACGAAGGGGGCGCAGAUUGCCCUUGAGCCGCUCAUUUCGAGCUUGGCCAACAUAAUGUCAUCCCAAACGACUUCAAAACGCACACACGAUCUGAAGAGACUUGUUCGCCAAACCCAGAUUCAGGCCAAUGUCGAGGCCGUUAAGUCCAUGACUUUUGAAACUCUUGCAGGAUACCUUGAAACAUACGCGGCAGAUAUGGGAGUCAUGCUAUUGAAUAUCGAUACAUCGGCCUACUCCCAGCUCUUGGGCAAGCUGAAAAACGUCGCCAUCGAUGCCAGUCCAUGCUGCGACCUUGACUCGAGAGUUCUACAUCUCGAGGGAUUCGAUGCAGGAAUUAUCAUAGAGCAGUCCCAGGCCAACCACAAUGGGCCACUCCAAAGUCAGGACGGUCCCUCCAGCCCGAUUCUGGCGUUACCAUACCUGAGCCAGGAAUCCGGCACCGGAUCGAUGUUAGCUUGGGUCUGUUGGGACGAAUUUGUUAAUCUCAAAAGUCCUUAUACCGUAAGGUGGAUGGAGAAGUGCAAUGAAGCGCACAUUGCCGCGCUAAGGAUUAUUAUGAGGUCUACUCUGAGUCAAGCGGUGUCGGCCCGAGAGCAUUACAUCCAGCCUAACAGCCCAGAAACUACUCAUCUUAUGAGCGCUUUGCUGAUGGCGGCUAUGUCGAAGCUCGCGGCGAUGAGGACCACGUCGCCGGUUGUGUCACAGGAGGCUGGGGAUACCGUCACGAGAUUGAUGCGAGGACUCUUCGGCAAUAUGUUGACAAUAGCAGGCUCAGGAGUGCGCCCCCAUAGCAUGGUCUGGCAGCUAUUUGGUUUAAAUCCUCAAUACGAUCUUCCCAAAACCGACGUUGAGUGGAUUUGGUACGAGACUGUCGUCGCUUUGUAUCCUUACACCGGAUGGCCCCUUGAGCAGUUCUACGAAAAUCUGGAGAAGCUCUUGGACAAGGCCAUCGUCCGUGUCGUGACCAAGAAUGAAAAGGUGGAUUGGGUGAGAUCAAGCCGAAUCGCUGAGAUGAUCAGGUUUUCCAAACUUCGCAAUAUUCAGCUUCACCAUUCUCGCACGAUUAUCACUGUCUUUAUGCGAAUGCUUACGGAGAGCGAGUCUGAAAUCGCUCCCAUCGCAACUCGUCUACUAGAGCAUCUUCCACAACAGUUAGAGCGACCAAGUCAAGGCUAUGCCAGGAUGAUCCACUACCUUGAACAUCUUUCCAAGGGAGGUCAACGACGUGCCCACGAUGACCUCGUUGCUGUCAACACCUACACCUCGCGCUCAGCUGCCUUUGGCCCACUCAAGAGCGAAGUGUCCGAAGCAUGUAAGGGCAAACAAUGGGUCAAGAUGAAGGACUCCUGUCAAGCAAUUAUGGACAAACAUGCCGACAUUGCUUCUCUCUGGCACGUCAGCCCUGAUGACCUGAAGGUUCAAAACAUGAAAGUUUACAAAGAUCUUCUGGACGCAGACUUCGGGGACAAUAUUGACGAAGCUACCAAGGCGAAGAAUGUCGAACUGAGCAGAAAGGCCCUUGGCGAUGCAGAGAAACAGCGUGUCCCUUGGCAAGUUGGGAAGAAAGGGGAGUUCGGCUCUGACAUCGAGCCUCUGGAUGAGGUCUUCCUUCACGAGAUCCUGACAGGAGGAAGGCCAGAAUUACUCCCAGACGUCGAUUUACCUGAGCGAGCGGAAACAGGGACAACUGCCAUGACUGAAGCUCAAGCAGAAAGUGAAUUCGCCCAAUUCAAAUCGUCGAUGCAGCCUAGUUUCAUCACUACUAUGCAGAAGGACCUUUCCGCGGAAAGUGUCUGCCGUAGCAUCAGUGUUCCAACUACUGCAAUGCGCGUCUUCAUUAAGGCUCUUAAUCCGCAGUUUGUGUGGGAAGACUUGGGGAGGAACUACAAGAGCACAAUGCUAAGGUUGUUGAAGGAUCGUUCGCAUCGGAUCGAGAGCCGCCCUACAAAGAAGUUGCUGGGGCUGGUGAGUGACAAGACGAAGCUCCAGAUUGGCGGAUGA
Molecule: messenger RNA, 3876 nt
Organism: Penicillium mononematosum
Lineage: Eukaryota; Fungi; Ascomycota; Eurotiomycetes; Eurotiales; Aspergillaceae
Exons: 5
Coding region: 1-3876 (1291 amino acids)
Source: RefSeq, a predicted model, not a curated record